AUGGCACACCCCGUCUCAGCCUUCCAGGCUGCCUACAUCUCCAUCGAAGUCCUCAUCGCUCUGGUGUCCGUGCCAGGGAAUAUCCUGGUCAUUUGGGCUGUGAAGAUGAACCAGGCGCUGCGGGAUGCCACUUUCUGCUUCAUAGUCUCACUGGCGGUGGCCGACGUGGCUGUGGGGGCCCUGGUCAUCCCCCUGGCCAUCAUCAUCAACAUCGGACCACAGACGGAGUUUUACAGCUGCCUCAUGGUGGCCUGUCCCGUCCUCAUCCUCACCGAGAGCUCCAUCCUGGCACUCCUGGCCAUUGCUGUGGAUCGAUACCUGCGGGUGAAGAUCCCCGUCAGGUAUAAGAGCGUGGUGACACCCCGCCGGGCAGCAGUAGCCAUCGCUUGCUGUUGGAUUGUCUCCUUCCUGGUGGGCCUCACCCCUAUGUUUGGCUGGAACAACCUGAACAAGAUGCGGAGGACUCAGGAUCUGAACACCAGCCACACAGAGUUUGUCAUCAAGUGCCAGUUUGAGACGGUCAUCAGCAUGGAGUACAUGGUGUACUUCAACUUCUUCGUUUGGGUCCUGCCUCCCCUGUUGCUGAUGCUGCUCAUCUACCUGGAAGUCUUCAACCUCAUCCGCAAGCAACUCAACAAGAAGGUCUCCUCCAGCUCCAACGACCCCCAGAAGUAUUAUGGGAAGGAGCUGAAGAUCGCCAAGUCGUUAGCACUGGUGCUCUUCCUCUUCGCGCUCAGCUGGCUCCCUCUGCACGUCCUCAACUGCAUCACCUUGUUCUGCCCAUCCUGCGAGACACCGCACAUCCUCACCUACAUCGCCAUCUUUCUCACCCACGGCAACUCGGCCAUGAACCCCAUCGUCUACGCCUUCAGGAUCAAGAAGUUCCGGACAGCCUUCCUGCAGAUCUGGAACCAGUACUUCUGCUGCAAAACCAACAAAAAUGCCAGCACCACCACAGCCGAGCUGGGCAACUAGGAGCUGGGAGAGAGCAGAGAGGGGUCCUCCGUGCCCAGCC
Molecule: messenger RNA, 1015 nt
Organism: Gavia stellata (red-throated loon)
Lineage: Eukaryota; Metazoa; Chordata; Aves; Gaviiformes; Gaviidae
Gene: ADORA1
Product: adenosine A1 receptor
Exons: 2
Coding region: 1-975 (324 amino acids)
Biological process (GO): G protein-coupled adenosine receptor signaling pathway
Cellular component (GO): dendrite; synapse; membrane
Molecular function (GO): G protein-coupled adenosine receptor activity
Source: RefSeq, a predicted model, not a curated record